AUGCUCUCACUUCCGCUCGCGACCCUGUCAACGGCCCGGGACACCGACGCCAGUGAGCAACAGUUCAUCUGGCAAAAAGAGACGAGGGAUCUCACACUCGUUGUCGACAGCUACGGUUCACGCGAUGGCCUCCAGCUUAUGAAAGUGGUUCAAGGCUCACAGAUUCGGCAAACUAUCGAGAUUGAGAGACUGAUCAACGAGGGAAACAAUAUGACUCGUCUGUAUCAAGAACGUGGGGUGCAGAUACAGACCGACCAGCUCCCCAUUACUGCCAUUGUACGCUCCCCUCUGCUGGCCAUACGAUGGCAGCUGGCCAACAACAAGCUCCGGCGUGUCCAAAUGAGGUUCAAGUCAGACAGGGACUUCGACACUGUAUCUAACUACCUCCUUCAACUCGGCCUGCACAUGAGUGGAACGAAAGGAGCUCUGUCCAAGCCGAAGCUAACAGCUCCCUUACCAUCGCCAGCACAAGCAUCACCCUCCAGACCGAGUCCGAAAGCUAUUGCGUGUCCUGAGGAGCCUUCUAACAGAUCUCCCGCAGGCAGACUGUCGUGUCCUCCAUCGCGGCUAGCAGAGAUCUCAAGCCGUCCCUAUACUAGCCACAGUGCCUCCUCCAACACAGCUUCCCAGCUACAAGGAGGGACAUUCCCUCGUCCAGUAUCUGCCACUCCAGCAUACGCUAGAGAAUAUGUAGGCAUGUCGGCCUCCUUAUCAGGCCCUCUUGCUCCUCCUGUAUUGUUCGCCCGGCCUACCUCAGCUACCUCAGAUAUCUUAGGGCGUUCACAUCUUGACACCUCGCCUGCAUCAGAUCAGCAAAUGUCCGCCGUCGAAGGGACCCCUUAUUUGUCUACUGAGCGACCAGAUACUGCUAUGCUCUUCAACCGCCCUAGCAGCGCCAAUCGCCCUGACAGUGCCAACCGUCCCGGCACUGCUAAUCGUCCCGAUAGCGCUGAGACACCACCGCCUAGACGUGAGCUCCCGUUUCCCCGUCUGUCGUCACCUCGCUCCUCGGGCAGUGACAGUGUGCGACCAUCCACUGGUACGAUGGGACCGCCUCCUCUACCGUCUCGCGCAGCCAGUGGCCGACCCAGUUCCAGCCGAAGCGCAAUGAGCAAGGAGAUUGAACUUCCCCCCUUACCUCAGCCAACUGUUGUCAGCAAGACCGUACGUGGAGACAAAGCAAUGCAGCAGCCUCGUACACCAAACCAAGAUCACUUUAGUCCUCUGCGCGCGAAGACGUCUCCGCACGAAAGUGUCGAGAAUCGGUCGCCUUUGACCUCGUCUCCCAUGUCUUCUCCGCUGUCAUUCAAAAAGCUGAGCUCGACUACUCUACCAACUCCGCUCGGUACGCUCAGCAAUGCUGCUCAGAAUACUCACCAUACUAUAAUUCAGAGUGCUCCGAUUACACCACCUAAAUCUGUCACUGGCCGUCGUAGUGGAACAAACGAGACCGAUGGUCUGGCAGCGUAUGCAAUGCAGUCUGACGAGGAACGUAGAGCAGUGCUCAAUGAGUUCGUCUUCCGCCAACUAGAGAGCGACGACUUCCUUACUCUCGUUCAAGACAUGGAGACAGCAUGGGCCAGGGUCGCAAUGGGUAUGUAA
This is a messenger RNA of Alternaria postmessia, 1602 nucleotides long. RefSeq lists its product as uncharacterized. Lineage: Eukaryota; Fungi; Ascomycota; Dothideomycetes; Pleosporales; Pleosporaceae. The transcript is spliced from 2 exons. Gene Ontology annotation, biological process: reciprocal meiotic recombination. The coding region runs from base 1 to 1602 and encodes 533 amino acids. The record is from RefSeq and is a predicted model, not a curated record.